Messenger RNA from Guyanagaster necrorhizus, 2145 nucleotides. RefSeq names its product heterokaryon incompatibility Het-C. The transcript has 6 exons. The record is from RefSeq and is a predicted model, not a curated record. NCBI's taxonomy places the organism in Eukaryota, Fungi, Basidiomycota, Agaricomycetes, Agaricales, Physalacriaceae. The coding region runs from base 93 to 2084 and encodes 663 amino acids.
CCACAAAAAAGUAUCGAAAAUAAGUAGCUGCAUCAGAGUGCAUGGCCUUUUACUCUUCAUCAGCGUCACAGUGACUCGGCUUGUUAGACGAAAUGAUUACCGCACUCGUGCCGAAUGAAGAUAUGAUAAGGCUUCUAUCUCCAGCACCCGCGAUCAUCAUCCUCUUUGUGCCAAAUGUAGCUGCCUUUGGUGCUGGAGACAUUCCAGACUUUUCGUAUCUCCAUGAAAAGGCAUUCCGCCAUGGAGACAUUGAGGGCAUCCUGGAAACCCUGCUUAAAUCUGUGGGAACAGGAGGUGGUAUCCUCGGUUUCGCCCAGUCGGUGAUGAACUCUGAAGGGCCCAAAUUCAAGAAGAGUGAUGUUCAAAAGGUGUACUUUGGAAACUGGUUGAGAGACUAUUCCCAAGCAAUGGAUAUCGCCGGUCUGAGUAAGCUAAGCGCUGAUACGCUCGUUCUUGUUGUUGCUGUCCUUGGGUUUAUGACCUUCGGAUAUGCCACCGAGGAAUACGAGGUGACUCCUCAACGUCUGGGUGUAUACCUCCCUAUCGAGCACAUCGAUAAUCCCAAGGGAUACGCUGAGAAAGAGGGAGAUGCGCGUCAAUUCCAUCCAGCCCUUCGAUCACCUGUGGAUCCCCGAGAGCUUGAGAUCGAUGAGCGCACCGGGAUGAAGAACUACAUGGCCACAGAGGAUCAGGAAUGGGACUCUUCGACUGCUCAUAUCCGGAGGACAUUCACCGCAUGCAUCGAGUACGGCCGUCGCGCAGGGGGCGAGGACGGACCUGACCUGUGGGAAGCGUACCGCCUCCUCGGCACAGGCCUUCACACGAUGGAAGACCUUCUUGCGCAUAGUAAUUGGUGCGAAAUCGCACUCCAUAAGAUGGGGUACGAGGAGGUUUUUUGUCAUGUUGGUGAGAAUGUCUCCGUUUGUGUCCCCGAAACAGGGGAGAGAGUUCCUCCCCUCGUUACCGGGACGUUCGGUAGUGCGGACUUCAUGCACUCGAUGCUCGGGGAAGCGACAGACCAUCUUAGCCAAGCGAGCGUCACAGCCUUGAAUGAUAAAAUGUCGGAGUCACAGGACAGUGAUGUCUCUGACAAAUUGGAGAGGUUGAAGAAGGUUAUGAGUGUAGUCGGUAGUGGGGAUGACGACCUAAGCCAUGGAGAAGAUCUUCAUGCACAAUCCCAAGCGUAUCAAUUUGAUCCGGAUAAUGUUGCACCCCCAGAGGUGCAGAAGCAGUUGUUGGAUCUCCUGCGCUGGAGGGACAACCUUUACAAGAAGAUAAGUGGCGUUAUCGAGACGACGGGUCUGGAUGAGGUAUUGGACGAGAUGAGCAACGCGCUCAGUGCCUACGUAUAUACCGUCAUCGCUCCGUGGCUUACCCCCAUCCUAUCCCAAGUCAUAACCGUUCUAGGGGAAGGAAGUAAAGCCGUCAUUGAUUCUGACGAUCAAUAUGAGGUCUUCAACAACCCAGACGCUUCUGACCCCUCGCACAGCAUCCUAUCGAAAGAUCAUUUUGGGCUGAUCCUCAACGAACCUGCUGGUAAAAUAGCACAGGUUUUAGUUGUGCGCAGCGUGGAGCUCAUUGUCCAGGCAUGGUCAGACGAGAGCGAUGCAAACGAUGUUAUCGAUAAAAUACUUGAGGCUUUCCACCAUCCGUACUAUACAAAUGAGGGAAGCCAGAUUCAGAGCCAAAUGUUUGACGAACUACGAAGGUGGGUAGAUGGGUUGGAGGACGUGGCCGCAACGAUGAAUUUGUUGACGAAGGAGAGCGUCCAAGAAGGGCUUAAUAAGAGAGAGGUGGACGAAAGUAUUGAGUCGAGAUAUGGUGAUAAUGGUAGUAGUGGGUAUGAAAGUCGAGGGUAUGGUGGAGAUGGGUACGAAGACCGAGGCCCACUACAAGAACGGGAGGUCGGGUGCUCUCCUGGAGAGGAAGGCGAAAUUUGGCAAUAUUCUGAAGAGAGCAGAGAAGAUGAAAGGGCCAGCGAGCCCCCAGAAUCCGAUAACGAAGAGGAUUACAGAAGCGAAAACGGAGAGGAUGAUGAAUACGGCCGUCGUUCUGGAGGGUGCGAAGACGAGUCAAAUUAUUAGCAUCGUAGUAUUCUCAGUAUUUCAGAAGGCCUAUAUAGGAAUGAAUUCUAGUUGACUAUUG